AUGGCGGAAUUGAAGUCGCUGAUUUCUAAACGCGGAGGAGUGAAGAGCAAGUUGUCGAGGAUCCAUGCCGCGGUCCAGGCAGUGCAAGAAAAUCUUCUAGGCAUGUCUAUGCCACAACUUCGUGUCCACGCAAAGAAUGUGGACAAGUAUUACGACGAAUUCAACGAAGUGCAUGACACCAUCAUGCAAGCUAUCCAGGAGAAUCAAAAGGAACACCAUGAAGCUCACGCUCAGAACGCCAACCAGAAUCGGGCUGUUCUUCCCGCUGGAGUCCAGCCGAACGGUCAACCACAGGUUGUCAUCCACCAGCAGGCUCUUCGUGCCCCAUUGCCAACUUUCGAUGGGCGGUACGAAAAUUGGCCUAAAUUCAAGUCGAUGUUCAAGGAUUUGAUGAGGAAUUCUCCAGACUCGGAUGCAGUGAAGCUGUUCCAUCUGGACAAGUCGCUAGUAGGAAGUGCGGCAGGGAUCAUCGACGCUAAAACAAUCCAAGACAACAACUAUCAGCAAGCCUGGCAGAUUUUGGAACAACGCUUCGAAAACAAGAGGUUGAUUAUCGACGUUCACGUACAAGGUAUCAUGCAGCUGAAGAAGAUGGCUAAGAAGUCCUCUAAGGAGUUGCGUAUCCUCACUGAUGAAUGUUCAAGACAUGUGGAAAAUCUGAAGUUCCACGAACAGCACCUGUUAGGAGUGUCGGAGCUUAUCGUUGUUCACAUUCUAGCAGGUGCCCUCGACCAAGAAACAAGGGAGUUAUGGGAGGGUACUCUCGACCAUGGAGACCUUCCGAAGUAUGAUGAAACGAUGGAAUUCCUCAGAAAGCGGUGCUUGGUACUGGAGCGGUGCGAGUCGACCACAUCGUCGGUGUCUUCUACCAAGCAAGCAGCUACCAAGGCACCACCAAGUAAAGCAUCGAAAAUUUCUGCUGCAGUCACAACGUCUAGUGAGAUUGUCUGUGAACUGUGCGGUGGAGACCAUCCGAAUUUCAAAUGCAGCACCUUUCGCAACAUGAGCGUUGCGCAACGGUUGGUUAAAGUGAAGGACGCCAGAGUUUGCUUUAACUGUCUGCGUAAGGGCCAUAUGGGCAGAUCAUGUUUAUCAACGAGAACGUGUUCAAAGUGUAACCAGAAGCACCACAGCAUGCUGCAUCAGGAUCAGCCAGAAGCGCAAGUACCACAGAAGCCCAAGGACAAACCGGAGGAGCAACCUGCAGCACAAAUGGGUGUUGCUGACAGGAACGAUCCAGAUCCACAGGAAGGCAGAAGUAGUGUUUCGGUAACAACGUCAUGUCUCGGCGGCGGGUUGCCACAAUCGACUAAGCAGGUGCUGCUUCAGACGGCAAUAAUCGAUGUGGAGGAUGUACACGGUCGUCUCUAUCCUUGCCGUGCGCUGUUGGACUCAGGUUCACAGGCACACAUCUUGUCGGAAUCGAUGGCACGAGUUCUCGGUUUGCCGACCCUGAAAUGCAACAUUACCGUAGUAGGAGCAAACGCAGUGAAGACUCAAGCAAAGAAAGGAAUGAACCUGAAUUUCUCGUCGAGGUACUGCUCACUUCAAGACAACAUCACGUGCUUGAUUUCGGAAAGGCCGACUGGGAAUGUACCAUCGAUGGCGAUCGAUGUAUCAUCGUGGAACGUAACGCAAGGGUUGCGGUUGGCGGAUCCAGAUUUCUUCAAGCCACACGAAAUUGAUUUGGUGCUUGCUUCUAAUUACGUCUGGGAUUUGCUUGGAACCAAGAAGGUGGCGCUGUCAAAUGGUACAACGUCACUGCGAGAAACGGAUCUGGGCUGGAUCGUUACUGGUACAUACGACCCGUACCAACAGGUGAGUGGCUCUAUUUUGAUCACAAAUGUUGCAUUACAAGAUCCACUAGCUGAGAAACUGGAGAAGUUUUGGUCCGUUGAGGAGGUGACGGAAUCUCCACCCUUGAACACUGAAGAACAAGAAGUUGAGCAGCAUUUCCUGGAAACUUAUCGCCGGGACGAAUCUGGUCGUUUCGUGGUCCAGAUGCCGUUUCGGGAAACCGUCGCUGAGCUUGAUGACAAUAGAAACCUAGCAUUGAAGCGUUUCUACACUCUCGAGCGAAAGCUAUCCCGCGCUCCAGAUCUGAGGAGCCAGUACUGUGAAUUCAUGCGAGAAUAUCAAUUGCUUGGGCACUGCAAAGAGAUCAGAGAAGAAGAAGACGUAUCUGAACUGCCGCGAUACUACUUACCGCACCACGCGGUGUUUAAGCUGGCGAGUUCGUCAACCAAAGUAAGGGUAGUAUUUGAUGCUAGCGCAAAAUCUUCGAAGUACUCCCUGAACGACGUGAUGAAAACUGGACCAACCGUCCAGAACGAUAUAUUUUCCGUGGAUCUUCGUUUCCGACGCCAUACGUUUGGAUUUUCCGGCGACGUAACCAAAAUGUACCGGCAGGUCGGUGUCGAUGGAACCCACACCCGAUUUUUGAGGAUUUUCUGGAGAGAGGAUCCUUCAAAGCCCCUGAGAAUUUUGGAACUGGUAACAGUGACAUACGGAACGGCUGCAGCACCGUUUCUUGCGACCAGAAGCUUGGUGCAAUUAGCAGUUGAAGAAAAACACCGGUACCCAGUUGCAUCGAAGAUGGUGAUAGAAGAUGUAUAUGUGGAUGAUAUGCUAUCUGGAGCAGAUACAGAAGAAGAAGCUGCUCAACGCUUGUUGGAAGUGAAACAGUUGCUAUCCGCAGGCGGAUUUCCGAUUCGCAAGUGGAGCUCGAAUUCAGCGGUAGUGCUUGAAAGUGUGCCUGAAGAAGAACGAGAAAAAUUAGUGAGGAUUGGUGAAAGUGGUGUCAAGGAAGGAAUCAAAGCACUCGGAAUGUUCUGGGAUACGAAGAAUGACCAGUUCACGUUCGAGAGUUGGUCAGAAGAGGUCAGUAACCGAUCGCUAACGAAGCGGUGCGUCCUUGCUGAAAUUUCGAAGCUGUAUGAUCCGUUGGGACUCGUCUCACCGGUGAUAGUAUGUGCCAAGAUCAUAAUGCAAAAACUCUGGUCUUCCAAGUUAAACUGGGAUGACGAACUGGAGGAAGACAUUCUGGUUGAGUGGGUGAAUUUUCGAGCUUCGUUGACGACGCUGAAUCAGAUUCAAGUGCCACGAUGUGUUAAGCUAUCUGGUGCCAUUCGGUACGAGAUCCACGGGUUCGCGGAUGCUUCGAUAGUAGCGUACGGAGCCUGCAUAUAUUUGCGAUGUGUGUUGCCUGACGGAAGUGCGGAACUGCGUCUUAUGUGUGCGAAAUCAAGAGUGGCACCGUUGAAGGCGACAACAAUUCCAAGACUAGAGUUGCUUGCUGCUUUGCUUCUAGCGCGGCUGGGGGCAAAGGUGAUUGAAGUGAUGGAGAUGGAUUACUCGGAGGUUACGUUGUGGUCUGACAGUCAGAUUGCAUUGGCUUGGUUGAAGAAACCACUCGGUUCUUUGGAAACUUUCGUUCGAAAUCGCGUGGCAGAGAUCAACAGGCUCACGAAUCGUUACACUUGGAAGUACGUGAACACAAAACACAAUCCUGCUGACGUGGUGUCCCGAGGUCAGACUCCAGCCAUGUUAUGUAAGAAUAACCUCUGGUGGAGUGGACCUGAUUUCCUGAGACAAGAAGAGUACUGCAGUCCUCAACCCGCGCCGAUUCGGGAAUUGGAGAUUCCAGAGUUGAAGGUGACGGCGGUUGUUGCGGAAAACAUCGAGGCCCUGCCCGUGUUUGCAAAGUUCAGCAGUUUCCGUAAGCUGCAACGAGUAAUUGCCUACGUUCUGCGUUUUGUUCGGAAUUGUAGACGCAAAUCGACUAAGUGCCCAGGAAUCUCAUCAAAAUUUGUGACAGUUCCUGAAAUGAGAAGCUCGCUCAAGUGCAUUGUGAAGGUAGUCCAGAUGUUGGAGUUACCUAAUGAAAUCCAUAGCGUAGAGAAAGGUGAAAUUCCACAGCGACUCGCAACCCUUAGUCCACUGCUCGACGAUGAUCAUCUGUUGAGGGUUGGAGGUCGUUUGCAGGAAUCGGAACUAUCAUACGAGACCAAACAUCCGUUUGUUUUGCCAAAUCAUCCAGUAGCCGAAAUGAUCGUCAGAGCUCUUCACAUCGAAAACCUGCACGUGGGACCUUCUGGCCUAUUGGCAAUUGUUCGGCGAAAUUUCUGGCCUUUGAAAGGUCGAUCCACAACCAGGAAGGUUACGCGAGGUUGUAUCCAGUGUUUUCGUACCCAGCCUCGAGGAAUUCAGCAGCUCAUGGGCAGUCUACCUGAAGAACGUGUCAAUGUUGCCGCUCCAUUCGAAUUCACCGGUGUUGACUACGCCGGUCCUGUUACGGUCAAGCAAGGGAAAUAUCGGCCAAAAUUAGUGAAAGGAUAUAUUGCAGUGUUUGUGUGCAUGGCAACAAAGAAUCUGCAUUUGGAGUUAGUGUCAGAUCUUACCUCCGAAGCGUUCAUUGCAGCAUUGGAGCGCUUCAUCAACCGUCGGGGCCAGGUUCGCAGAAUGUUUUCAGACAAUGGCACCAAUUUUGUGGGGGCUUCAAACGAACUUCAUCAGCUACACGAGGCAAGUGGACUGCAGCAUCAGCAAGCAUCCAACCCGGAACAGUGGUGCUGUUAA
Messenger RNA from Ochlerotatus camptorhynchus, 4578 nucleotides. RefSeq lists its product as uncharacterized. Gene Ontology annotation, molecular function: nucleic acid binding; zinc ion binding. NCBI's taxonomy places the organism in Eukaryota, Metazoa, Arthropoda, Insecta, Diptera, Culicidae. The transcript has 3 exons. The record is from RefSeq and is a predicted model, not a curated record. The coding region runs from base 1 to 4578 and encodes 1525 amino acids.